AUGGUACCACCAUACUACCUCCUGGUCUUGACUCUUGCUGUCACCGUCAGCGCGAGAACGGCGGCGACCAACCAGAACACAGUAGACGAACCCAGGAGUUCGGACGAUACCAUUCUUGGAGACCUCAAAGUCGCAUACGACACAUACAAGGACUGCAGCGGAGGCGAGAUCACCAACUGUCUUAAAGUCAAAUUGGCGAAAGCUUUGAACAGGAUAUCUCAAAGCGAGGAGGUGUCGUUGCUAAGUGGAGUCACAAUCGUGAAGGACAAGGAUGCGAAGAUCGAAAACGAAAUUGAGGAGGCUAUUCCGAGAGGUCUUGACGAGAGCUCAUUGGACAACCUUAUCAUGGACAAAAUCUUUGGAUUCCUGCAGACUCAUACCGUCCAGGUCAAAUUCCCAGCCGCUUCGGAGCUCCGUUCCGAGGAGGGCCGCAGCAGGAGGAAGAAGCUUGCACCUCUGUUGGCCAUACCCCUUCUUAUCGGAGGCAUGAUGGUCCCUCUGGCCUUCGGAGCGCUGGCCCUCCUCGCUGGCAAGGCUCUGAUCGUGUCUAAACUGGCGCUGGUGCUGGCUGGCAUCAUCGGCUUGAAGAAGCUGCUGUCUCCCUCUGGUGGACAUCAGGAGCAACAUGAAGUUGUUGUCUCGGCUGGACACGGCGGAUCUGGAUGGAGCAGGUCAAUGGAAAAAGCUCAAGACUUAGCAUACAACGCGUACACCCAAUAGCCAAUCCCACACAUAAUUUAUUAUGCAAAUGAUAAGGAACAAUCAUAGCGUCUUACCUACUGUGUAUCAACUAGAUUAAACUAUAUAAAUAUGUAUAGUAUACAUAACAUAGAGUGCAUGCCUCGAUAAUUUUCGGCUGUUGAAAAAAAAUCUAAAUUUCAAACAAAGAACUGAUGAAAAGAAAAUGGAAGUGUAAACUUGAGUGCAACAAAAGUGGUCAGUAUUUAAAUCAGAAAGGAAAAUAAAAUCUCCGUGGAUUAUAAAUGACCGUUGAGAUUUUGAAUAUAGAACGGCUUGAAUGGACAACAGAUAAGACUGAAACACCAUAGAACGAGUGAUUCCUCCAAAUAUAUCAAACAGUACCCCAAUACUCUGAAUUUCCUAAAAUAAUAUUAUAGUAAGACCCAACGAUAAUUUAUAAGUGUAUGUAUGUAUGUGUUAUGCGUGUAUUUAUUACGUGAGUCUUUAGAUUUUGCUUUAAUUUAUUUAUUUAUUUAAUUGUCAGCGAGUGCCGAUGUGACAUAAUUUUGGUUCCAUAUCUUAUGUAUUUGUGUAUUUAUGAAAGUAACAAUUAUCAUUUUGAAUAUUUAG
Messenger RNA from Pectinophora gossypiella (pink bollworm), 1311 nucleotides. RefSeq lists its product as uncharacterized. Bases 1 to 720 code for a protein of 239 amino acids. The transcript has 3 exons. Lineage: Eukaryota; Metazoa; Arthropoda; Insecta; Lepidoptera; Gelechiidae. The record is from RefSeq and is a predicted model, not a curated record.